ACGAAUGCCUGCCUCCUCCAUGUCAACACGGUGGCACGUGCACAGACGCUGUUGACGGAUACCAGUGCACGUGUGCUGAUGGUUAUGAAGGAGUAGACUGUGAAACUAAUAUUGACGAGUGUGCCACAAAUACGUGUCAGAACAGCGGCACGUGUGUGGACGGUGUUGACGCGUUUACGUGCGAGUGUAUGGAUGGAUUUUCUGGGACGUUCUGUCAAAUUGAUGACGACGAUUGUAGUAUCGCACGGGUGUGUGAACGGCGCGGCGUGUGUCGAUGAAACAAACGGUUACUCGUGCACGUGUUCUAGCGGAUUCAGCGGGGAUUUCUGUGAAACAAAUGAUAAUGACUGCUUAAUUAACCCGUGCCAGAAUGGUGGCGCAUGCGCAGACGGGAUCAACACAUACACCUGCUCAUGUAUCCCGGGUUACACAGGAACUAACUGUGAAACAAAUAUUAAUGACUGCACCCCUAAUCCAUGUGAGAACGGUGCGUGCACCGACCUGGUCUUCGAUUUCUCGUGCGCCUGUACAGCUGGUUACACUGGCAAAACGUGCAAUGUCGAUAUUAACGAAUGCCUGCCUCCUCCAUGUAAAAACGGCGGCACGUGCACAGACCUUGUUGAUGGACACUUUUGCACGUGCAAUGAUGGAUUUGAUGGGGACAACUGUGAAAAUGAUAUUGACGAGUGUGCCACAAAUACGUGUCAGAACAGCGGCACGUGUGUGGACGGUGUCGACGCGUUUACGUGCGAGUGUGUAGAUGGAUAUUCUGGAACGUUCUGUCAAAUUGACGACAAUGACUGUUCAACAAACCCGUGUCAGAAUGGUGGCGCAUGCGCAGACGGGAUCAACACGUACACAUGCACGUGUAUCCCGGGUUACACAGGAACUAACUGUGAAACAGAUAUUAAUGACUGCAGCCCUAAUCCAUGUGAGAACGGUGCUUGCAGCGACCUAGUCUUCGAUUUCACGUGCGCCUGUACAGCUGGUUAUACUGGAAAAAUCUUGCAAUAUAUCAACGACUGUCUACCUCCCCCAUGUAAGCACGGUGGCACGUGCUCAGACAUUGUGAACGGAUACUUUUGCACGUGUGCUGAUGGCUAUGAAGGAGUUAACUGUGAAAAUGAUAUUGAUGAUUGUGCCAACAAUCCGUGUCAGAACAGCGGCACGUGUGUGGACGGUGUCGACGCGUUUACGUGCGAGUGUGUGGAUGGAUAUUCUGGGACGUUCUGUCAAAUUGACGAUAAUAACUGCUCUCCAAAUCCGUGCGUAAAUGGUGGCGCAUGCGCAAACGGGAUCAACACAUAUACAUGCACGUGUAUCUCGGGUUACACAGGAACUAACUGUGAAACAGAUAUUAAUGACUGCAGCCCUAAUCCAUGUGAGAACGGUGCUUGCACGGACCUGGUCUUUGAUUUCACGUGCGCUUGUACAGCUGGUUACACUGGCAAAACCUGCAAUGUCGAUAUUGACGGCUGCCUGCCUCCUCCGUGUAAACACGGCGGCACGUGCACAGACAUCGUGAACGGAUACCAGUGCACGUGUGCUGAUGGUUAUGAAGGAGUAAACUGUGAAACUAAUAUUGACGAGUGUGCCACAAAUCCUUGUCAGAACAGCGGCACGUGUGUGGAUGGUGUCAACGCGUUUACGUGCGAGUGUGAAGAUGGAUUUUCUGGAACGUUCUGUCAAAGUGACGACAAUGAAUGCUCUCCAAACCCGUGCCAGAAUGGUGGCGCAUGCGCAGACGGUAUCAACACAUACACAUGCACGUGUAUCUCGGGUUACACAGGAACUAAUUGUGAAACAAAUAUUAAUGACUGCAGCCCUAAUCCAUGUGAGAACGGUGCUUGCACCGACCUGGUCUUCGAUUUUUCGUGCGCCUGUACAGCUGGUUACACUGGAAAAACGUGCAAUGUCGAUAUCAACGACUGCCUCCCUCCUCCAUGCAAACACGGUGGCACAUGCACAGACAUUGUGAACGGAUACUACUGCACGUGUGCUGAUGGUUUUGAAGGAGACACUUGCGAAACUAAUAUCAACGAAUGUCUGCCCAAUGUUUGUAAAAAUGGAGCCACGUGUGUGGAUCAAGUGAAUUCAUACACCUGCCAGUGUAUGGACGGUUAUGACGGGACAUACUGUGAACAAAACAUUGACGAGUGUGCGGCUAACUCAUGUCAGAAUGGCGCAUUGUGUGUGGACCAGGUUAAUGGCUACGUCUGUAUAUGCCUGGAUGGUUAUACAGGGACUUACUGUCAAACAGAUAUCAACGAUUGUUCCCCGAAUCCUUGCCAGAAUGAGGGUUCCUGUACGGACAAAGUGAACGGCUUCGAAUGUUCGUGUACGAACGGACACACGGGGGCAACUUGUAGAACAAGUCUGCUUGGCGACACAUGCUCUGCAAAUUCGGGCAUCUGUGCGAAUAUUGUGUUCGGAGAAUGUAGCGGCACAGAAUGUGUGUGUCAGUCCGGGUACUAUAAGACUGGACCAAUCACGUGCAGCCCCGUAGACUGCGGGCCACUGUCAUCCCCAGAUAACGGCGCUGUUGAUCAGACCGGUGGCACAACGUACACAAAGAUCGCACUUUUCUCGUGCAAUACGGGAUAUGCGCGGAUCGGUGUCGCCUCUGUCACGUGCCAGAGCAAUAUCACGUGGAGCGGCACCACGCCCGUUUGUGAAGAUAUUGACGACUGCCUGCCUUCUCCAUGUAUUAACGGUGGCGUGUGCACAGACAUUGUAGGCGGAUACACCUGCGCGUGUGCUGAUGGCUUUGAUGGAGACAACUGUGAAAAUGAUAUCAACGAAUGUCUAUCCAAUCUAUGUAAGAAUGGAGCCACGUGUGUCGAUGAAGUGAACUCAUACACCUGCCAGUGUGUGGACGGCUAUGAUGGGACAUUCUGUGAACAAAACAUUGACGAUUGUGUGACUAACUCGUGUCUGAACGAGGCUUCGUGUGUGGACGAGAUAAAUGGCUACGUGUGUAUCUGCCUGGAUGGUUAUACAGGGACUUACUGCCAAACAGAUAUUAACGAGUGUUCUUCGAAUCCUUGCCUGAAUGGGGGUUCCUGUACGGACAGGGUGAACAGCUUCGAGUGUUUGUGUACGGACGGACAUACCGGCGACACAUGUAGAACUAGUCAGCUUGGCGACACAUGCUCGGGAGAUUCGGGCGUCUGUGCGAAUAUUGUAUUAGGGGAAUGUAGCGGUAUCGAAUGUGUCUGUCAGUCUGGACACUACAAGACUGGACCCGCCACGUGCAGCCCCAUAGACUGCGGGACACUGUCAUCCCCGAAUAACGGCGCUGUUGACCAGACCGACUGGCACGACGGUUACGAAGAUCGCAGUUUUCUCGUGCAAUACGGGAUACGCGCUGAACGGUGACGCCUCUGUCACGUGCCAGAGCGAUGGUUCGUGGAGCAGCACGGCGACCGUUUGUGAAGAGGUGGACGAGUGUGCCUCGAAUCCUUGCAAAAAUGGCGGCACAUGUAAUGACAUGUUGAACGGUUACACGUGCACGUGCUUGAGUGGGUUCGGAGGCACCCUGUGUGGUCCAGAUUGUGGAGUGCCGGUGUCCAUCGCAAACGGCGACGUCAGCUAUCCCGACGUAACGCUAAGUAGGUGCAACGGCGACGUAUUCAUGUACUCAAGGGUAUACGUUAAGUGGCUCUGCGACCAGCGUUUGUCAGACGGACGGGACGUGGUCAGACCACGGUGUUUGCUUUGUGGUGGGUGUUAUCUACGACGAGAUCUGUCGCGUGACGGCACAGUGCGUCACCGCAGACGCCACAUGUCGUAACGACGGCCUCGGCUCCCUCCGGUGCCUGUGCGCAGUUUCCGGUGAAUUCUAUGACCCGGAUAUAGAUGGAUGUCUCUUAGAUUGUGGUACCCUGACCAACCCAACCAACGGG
This is a messenger RNA of Mya arenaria, 3905 nucleotides long. RefSeq names its product neurogenic locus notch homolog protein 1-like. The transcript is spliced from 33 exons. Gene Ontology annotation, molecular function: calcium ion binding. Gene Ontology annotation, biological process: establishment or maintenance of epithelial cell apical/basal polarity; heterophilic cell-cell adhesion. The coding region runs from base 193 to 3378 and encodes 1061 amino acids. The record is from RefSeq and is a predicted model, not a curated record. Gene Ontology annotation, cellular component: protein-containing complex; plasma membrane. Lineage: Eukaryota; Metazoa; Mollusca; Bivalvia; Myida; Myidae.